CUAACACAUGCACCUAAUCUAUUUUCAACCAACAUUCCUUGUGUCUUGGCACUGAUAGCGUUCAUCUAUCUAUUCUGUACAGCUAUAUAUGUCCACCAAAAAUAUACACAAGACUCACAGCACCAUUAAUUAUUUUCGCAAACAUAAAUUCUCCAAUCAUCUAAAAGGUACUAAAAAAACCUUAUCAUAGAACUCCUCCUAUCAUUCAAUACUCAACCAACGGUACAAGAAAUGAACCACCCAUCAUCAGUAUCUCUCACAGUUUUCUCACUUCUACUAUUUAUCUCUCAUAAUGGUGCUGCAGCUGAAGACAUAACUGUUGAAACAUGUAGAAAAUCAGCUGAAAGUAGUCCGAACUUGAAUUUCACAUCCUGUGUAAACUCACUGCAAUCGGAUCCAAGGAGUUCAACAGCAAAUCUUCAACAACUUGGUAUAAUAUCAAUGGAAUUAAGUUUAACGAAUGCAACAUAUAUUAAUUCAUACAUAAAGAAGUUAUUAAACGAUAAAGAUUUAGAUGAUUUUACAAGAAUUGAGAAAUACCUGAGAGAUUGUUCAGAGCUUUAUGGUGAUGCGAUUUCAAAUAUUGAAGAAGCUGUAAAGGCUUUCGAUGCUUAUGAUUCUUUCUCGGCGAAUAUUAAGAUGAGCGCAGCAAUGGAUUCUUCAACUACUUGUGAAGAUGGGUUUAAAGACAAUGAUAAUAAUCAAGAUUAUUCGGCUGUUUCUCCAUUAGUGAGAGAAAAUUAUGAUUUCUUUCAGUUGACUGCUGUUUCUCUUGCUAUUACAAAUUUAGUUCGUCAUUCAAUUCUAUUGUCCAUGUAAUUUCUGGAGAGGCAACAGACAUCAGUCGCAGUCAUUUUUCUUUUCUUUUUUUGUUCUUGUGGAUUGUUCACGUGGAUAUCUUUAUGUAAGUAAUAUGUUAGCUUUCUGUUUUUGUUAUCAUUUUUCAUGAAAUGUGUGGUCGUGGAAUUGUGAAGUACAGUACGGAUCAUAUAAAAGUUUGUUCCAACGUUAAAUAUAUCCUGUUCGAUUUUCUAA
This is a messenger RNA of Papaver somniferum (opium poppy), 1035 nucleotides long. Its product is annotated as putative invertase inhibitor. The record is from RefSeq and is a predicted model, not a curated record. Gene Ontology annotation, molecular function: enzyme inhibitor activity. NCBI's taxonomy places the organism in Eukaryota, Viridiplantae, Streptophyta, Magnoliopsida, Ranunculales, Papaveraceae. Bases 232 to 819 code for a protein of 195 amino acids. The transcript has a single exon.